AUGUCGGUCAGAAUUGUCAUGGUCGUGAUCGUUUUUGCCUGCUUGACGAAAGCACAAACGACUGGCUCCAGAGAUCCCACUGCUGCUGCGUUGUCGACGAUCCUCCAUUCUACUCCAUCGGUCGUUGCUGGCUCCAUCGUCUUAUACGACCCCUGCAAGACUGAAGUCGAGUUCAUCAUGACCUGUCCCGCGAGCUAUGAGUGUUCGGCCUGGAAUAACAUCACCGCAUCGUGUACAUACGCCCCGACGACUCAUCGAUGCACCAUUCCGAUGCGGGACGGCAAUAGGACUGUAAGUCCCACCACCAAGCAGCCUGACACGACUGUCUUGAUAGACUGCCUCUAUCCUGCGAACUCCAAAGCUACGUGUUCCACAAGCGUUAUGGGCUCGGAUAUCGACGCGGCUUAUUCGACGACUUUUGUUGAGACGCUGUCGGAUACACCGCCUUCGCCGACGGAUAUUGGGGGGAUCAAUUCUUACCAUGGUGUUACUAUUGCGGAUGGGCUGGAGAAGAUGUCGGCGGGUACGGCUUCUUGCACUUCGAGAUCGACGGGGAUGGCUGCGAGAGCCACUGCUAUGAGAAAGGUUCAUAAGGUCUUGGUGCCAGUUGGUGCUGCUGCGAUGGUGGGGGUAGUCAUCUAG
Messenger RNA from Zasmidium cellare ATCC 36951, 642 nucleotides. RefSeq lists its product as uncharacterized. Lineage: Eukaryota; Fungi; Ascomycota; Dothideomycetes; Mycosphaerellales; Mycosphaerellaceae. The coding region runs from base 1 to 642 and encodes 213 amino acids. The record is from RefSeq and is a predicted model, not a curated record. The transcript is spliced from 2 exons.